This is a messenger RNA of Rasamsonia emersonii CBS 393.64, 2520 nucleotides long. RefSeq names its product Actin cytoskeleton organization protein (Cro1). The transcript is spliced from 2 exons. The record is from RefSeq and is a predicted model, not a curated record. The coding region runs from base 1 to 2520 and encodes 839 amino acids. Lineage: Eukaryota; Fungi; Ascomycota; Eurotiomycetes; Eurotiales; Trichocomaceae.
AUGGUCGAAUCAAAUAACGAAGAGCGCGCUGUGAAACUUGCCCGAGAAGCUGUCGAGUUGUUAGAUGCUGGCCACAAGGAGGCCGCAUCACGAAACCUACGUGAAGCCUUAUCCCUUGCCCCAGAGAACUCUGAGGUCCAGGCGGCUUUCCUGAAAAUCCGGGCAGAAGAACAGAGCGGCCACCCGCUUCUGGAUCUAUGUCGUCGCUACGCCUCGGAAAAGAAUGAAGAAGCCGGCAAGGAGGCUGCUCGGUUUUUACGUGCCGAUGGAUUUAAAGCACCUGAGGAUGUUGCGUUGGAGAGUCUAAAACUCAUCUUGGCAGAGAAGGCCGAUGCCUUGUCUGCGACACAGGAUGAAAUCAUCUCCGGUCUAGUUCGCCAGAAUGCCAGCGUCCGGCAGUUCUUCGCAUCCCAGCUACAGGUCUCUGUGACGACCUUCUUCGACCAAAUCUACGUUAGAGGCGAUGGCGCUGCCGUUUGUCUGGACACCGUCGUUCUUGACCCUACACUCUGGCCUUCUGAGGAUGUUCGCUCGUAUUGUGAAAGCGAGCUGUUCCAGCUUUUCAUUGCAAAACUCAUGGAAUCCGGACAUGAUCUGGACGGCCGCUCUCUCAAGGGGAUCACACGGCUCUUAGCCGUCGACGCGGAGAAGUUGCAGCAUUUGGUGGAUGACGAAGGGUUCGAUGUCAUUAUCUCCUCGCUCGAUAACAGACUGCCCCUGGAUGUGCGAAGUCAGGCAACCCUGGCCACUGCAAAAUACCUUGAAGCGUCCAAGGAAGUUGGCCAGAAGCGUUUCUCUAAACUGGUCACUGCAAAGGUCACCAAGGCUCGCAACGAGGACUUGAUUGUGGCCUUUUCCGCCGUGGCAGCCGUAUUCCCAGUCGUGCCCACCAUCACCGCUACUCUCUUCCUCGCGGAAGGCUUCCUGCAAUCCAUUGAGCCUCUCCUCGAUCGAGAAGUCAAAAGCACCAAGGUCGAAGUGGCCCUCCUGGAGCUGUUCAAUGCCGCUUGUAUGGAUAAAGCCUGUCGUGAGGCCAUUCGCAACUCCUGCACUGAAUGGCUGACACACAUCCUGUCCAACGGCACAGAGAAGAGCUCCGAGCUGGCUGCUGUGGUACUGGCCAAGGUCAAAGCCUCGGAGACGGGUGACGCCUCCGAGUCAAAUGGUAAGGUUCAGGAGGAGAGCAACAGCGUCCAUGAACUGGUUGAUCGGUUCAAGGGACUGAUGUCGGGCUCCAAGGUCGCCAGGCUUCACAAUCCAGUUGAGGGUCUGGCCUACUCAUCCGUGAAACCGGAUGUAAAGGAGCAGCUCGCCCAUGAUCCCGCCUUCCUGAAGGGUCUUUUCAGUGUGCUGGUAUCGCACGUGGAAGAUUCCUCGUUACUCUAUGGAGGGCUGAUGCUCAUCUCGAAUCUCACCAGAUACCUCCCUAAUCUAUCUGAAGAACAGAAGAAGAUGUCCGAACUCAAAGCCUACGCAGAUGCAACCAAAGGUGCCGCGCAGCCCAAUCCUCUUGAUGAUGAUGAGCAUGUGAUGGCGCGUUGCAACGCCGUCAUCGAUGCGGGUGUCAUGCCUCUUCUUGUGGAAUGUGGCAAGACCAGCCUUAAAUCCGUCCAUGGCCUGACAAGCAAGAUCCUUUUAUCUCUUUCUAAAAAUCCCAAGACCCGAGGGAAACUCGCCCAACAGGGCGCUGUGAAACUGCUCCUGAAUAUUGUGGGUCCGAAGAAUGGGAGUUCUUCCGCGCCAGACCUUGAUGAGACCACCCACAAUGCAUCGCACGCACUUGCGCGCGUUCUGAUUUCCGUCAAUCCAUCCCAUGUUUUCCCAUAUUCAGGAUUCCCUCAGAUCACGUCGGCUAUUCGGCCAUUGGUCGCACUUCUGACUCCACCUGAGACCAAUGCCAUCUCCGUGGAACAACCGCGUGAUCUCCUGCCUGUCUUCGAGAGCCUCUUGGCUCUUACCAACCUUGCUUCUUCCCCCGAUGUGACUGCGGCGGAAUCGAUCGUGCGGCAGGCGUGGCCGGUUUUGGAGGAUUUGCUGCUGUCCAACAACACGUUCAUCCAACGCGCUGCAUGUGAACUGGUCUGCAAUCUGAUGACGUGCGAAUCGGGCAUCUUGAAAUUCGCCGAUGGCUCCAAACGCGCUGGGCAGCGGCUUCAUGUGCUCCUGGCCCUUACUGACGUCGAGGAUGUAGCUACGCGGCGCGCCGCGAGCGGUGCGUUGGCCAUGCUGACCGAGUAUGAUGCAGCCAUUGCUGCCGUGCUGGAGCGUCCACGGGGCGUCAAUCUCUUGCUCAGCCUGUGUCAGGAGAACAAUGAUGAUCUGGUGCAUCGUGGGGUGGUCUGCAUCCGCAAUCUGACAUGCGCGGCGUCGGGCGACGUUGGGGCCCGGGCACGGGAUGCGGUGAGGCAGAACAGGGGCAUCGACACGCUGAAGGGAUGCCUCCAGCGGUCAUCCAACCCUGCUAUUCUCCAGGCGGGAGUGGAGGCCUUGAAGCCGCUUGUGGAGCAGACUGCGGGGUAA